Molecule: messenger RNA, 3692 nt
Organism: Stegostoma tigrinum
Lineage: Eukaryota; Metazoa; Chordata; Chondrichthyes; Orectolobiformes; Stegostomatidae
Product: xenotropic and polytropic retrovirus receptor 1 homolog
Exons: 16
Coding region: 1-2076 (691 amino acids)
Biological process (GO): cellular response to phosphate starvation; phosphate ion transport
Cellular component (GO): Golgi apparatus; plasma membrane; cytoplasm
Molecular function (GO): inositol hexakisphosphate binding
Source: RefSeq, a predicted model, not a curated record
AUGAAAUUUGCUCAACAUUUGUCGGCGCACUUAACGCCGGAAUGGAGGAAGCAGUACAUCGAAUACGAGGGUCUGAAAAAGAUGCUGUACAUGGCCCAGAAUCAAGCCCCAUUGCCUGGAGUCACAGAACCCGCAGCAAUUCAGCGAUACUAUGCAUCUUUUGAAGAGAGAUUCUUCCAGAUAAGCGAAAAGGAACUAACCAAAAUAAACACAUUCUAUGCAGAAAAACUUGCAGAAGCCCAGAGACGAUUAGCAACCCUACAGAAUGAACUUGAAGGAGUGCUGGAUGUGCAGAGGGAAGGUGGUGUGAGACCAUCGAGUCAUUGGUGGGGCAUCCUUCAAAGACCGAACAGACACCGGGCACGACACAAGGCCAUGUGUGACCUGAAGCUGGCCUUCAGUGAGCUCUACCUCAAUCUAAUUCUACUGCAGAAUUACCAGAAUCUCAACCUCACUGGGUUCAGCAAAAUCCUGAAGAAGUAUGACAAGAUGUUCCAUUCCACAAAGGGGGCAAGCUGGCAGGCAACUCAGGUGGAGACCUCACCAGUUUAUACCAGUAAAAAGAUUGACCAGCUGAUCGCGGAGGUGGAGUCACUCUACACCAAUGAGCUAGCAGGAGGAGACAGAGCACAGGCGAUGAAGAGGCUACGUGUUCCACCAUUAGGUGUAACACAGACGCCUCCUGUAUGGAUAACAUUCCGCGUGGGUCUGCAGUGUGGAAUCAUACUGGCGCUCAUGGUGCUGAUAAUUAUCAAAGCUAUCUAUGUAUCCCAGGAAGCCAGCAUGUGGCCCCUACUGAGGGCUUAUAGAGGAGGCUUCAUCAUGAUUGAGUUUGUCUUCCUGUUGGGAAUUAACACCUACGGUUGGAGAAAAGCAGGAGUGAACCACACUUUAAUCUUUGAACUUGACCCUAGGAACCAUCUCUCCCAUCAACAAUUCUUUGAGUUGGCAGGUUUCCUUGGGGUCCUGUGGUGUGUGAGCCUAUUAGCCUGCCUAUUCAGUACUUACAUCCACACUCCGAUGCCAGUCAAUCCCCUGGUCCUGUAUGGAUUCAUGUUGCUGCUGCUUCUGAACCCAACCAAAACUUUCUACUACAAGUCCCGAGUCUGGUUACUGAAAGUCCUGUGUCGGUCAGUAACUGCUCCAUUCCAUAAGGUCAGCUUCGCCGAUUUUUGGCUCGCAGAUCAACUCAACAGCAUGGGAACCGUCUUCCUCGACCUCUGGUCCUUGAUCUGCUUCUACACCUUUGAAGUGAACUGGGAAAACAACCAGGGCCUCCUGAGCCCCCCAGCAGAGGAAAAAUUUGGGGGGAAUGGUUACUCCUAUGGAGUGACCUGUAUCAUCCAGUGUAUCCCACCCUGGAUCCGGUUCGCUCAGUGUCUCCGUCGGUACAGGGACAGCAGAGAUGCCUUCCCACAUUUAGCAAACGCUGGAAAAUAUUCUACUGUCUUCAUCAUGGUCACCUUUGCAGCCCUCUACUCAACUGAAAAAGAACGCUCACAGUUGACAAUCGGUGUGAAGGUUUACUUCUACCUGUGGGCUGUGACCACCUGUGUCAGCACCAUUUUCACGAUUGGCUGGGACCUGCGAAUGGACUGGGGCCUGUUAGACAAGAACACCAAGGAGAACAAAUACCUGAGGGAGGAGACAGUAUAUCAAAACAAAAUCUACUAUUACUGUGCCAUGAUCCAGGAUGUGAUACUGCGAAUAGCCUGGGCCCUCAAUAUCUUGUUCGUUCAGAAUAAGAACUCGGUCGUGGCAGAAAUCAUCUCAACAACCUUGGCUCCACUGGAGGUCUUCAGGCGAUUUGUCUGGAACUUCUUCCGGCUGGAGAAUGAGCACCUCAAUAAUUGCGGAGAGUUCCGAGCAGUCAGGGAUAUCUCCAUUAUGCCCGCGACUGGGGUCAACCAGGCAGCUCUGCUGCUCAUGAUGGACCAGCAGGAGGGGGUCAGGAACCGUGGAAAGGUCAAAGGUGGAAAGCGAAAAACCAACUUCUCCUUGAAACGGUCAAGAGGCAAGAAUGUGGAAACUAAGGUGGACAUUGAAGUGACAGAGGGUGAUGUAAUGAAGAGCUGAACAAUGGCUCCUUUUCAUAGCCGACUGGAGACAUGGGGUGGAUUCACACACUCCAAGGCUUUUCUGGCCAAAGUGAAAACUUUUCAAAUGACGUAAAGGGUCUGAAGCCAGUGACUUCAGAAAACUUUCGGACUUUGGUAAAACAAAGUACAUUUUUUUUUCAAAGAAAUGGUAGCUCUUUUCAAACGUUCCUGCUUUUGCAAAAGGUUUUCUUGCUGUCUGUAUCUCUGUCUUCUUGGUUCAAAUGUCUGCUCACAGACUCCAACAACAAAAGAACUGCUCUAGUACUCAGGCUUCCAACCCUGUCUGGUUCACCCUCUGAUUGUGCUUCACUGUCCAAUGAGUAUUUGGUCUUAGUUCACACCACUACACCCUACCUCCCCACUCACCCAUUCUCCACACUUGCACCCCACCCCAUCCCACUGCCCCAACUUUGGCAGCACAAGUGAGAUUUGCGUGGGUGAAUCCUUGUCCAAUCAUAUUACAUCGCACAGAUACCACCAUCAUACAACUAAAUUGCUCAUCUUUAGACUGUUAAAGUCAAUGGCAUUAAAUGGUGCUGAUUGAUAUGAUUCAACUGUGCAAACCAUAUUGAGGACGAGAAUCUCCAAUUCUGACUGCCAGACUUCAAAGGAGUCAGAGUCAGAGACAAUGUUAGAGAAUUAGAAACACAUGCAUACACUCACUCACAUACACUGUUUUGUAGACAGGUGGAUGGUUCAGGAACAGACUCAAGCUACUGCAGAGAGGCCGAUUUUAGAGACAGAGGAUUCAACACAUUCAAACACACAUAUUCUAAACAGACUAGUAGACAGUACUAGAGUAUUCAGUUCAAGAAAAAACUGCUAGCCAUCUGGGUAGACAGAUACUUAGAGAAAUACAUGACUAGAGUAGGCAGGAAAACAAAGAGAAUCCGAAAUCAUUCUGGAGGAGGAUAAACAUUCAGAAUAUUUCUGGCCGCAUGCCCAUUGGUUAAAUGAGCAGGCUCUGCUCUGGACAGACAUCUCACACACAAACAAAAAUAAAUAAGUGGUUAAAAUCCCAGUGUGGCAUUAUUUAAUAUUGGAAACCCUAAGCAUUCGCAUGCUGUUGGGGCUCGGUCUCACAUUAUAGUUCAACAACUUGACUGUUAGGUCAAGCAGUGGGAGCUCACAGUAAGCUGCUGCCCUGUAGUGUUAGCUGUGUGUGGUGGGGGGCUAUCAGCACAAAGCAGCUCCUCAUUAUGCCCUAGGUAGGUUUACAACAAAACAUUGUGUUUCUAACGUAGAAUCAGUGGUUUUACUGUAUUUGUAUUGGGUUGUUUGGAAAACCCAAUCAGUUUGCUAUGUCCCCUCCCAACUUGUGGGCUGCCCUUCAUGGAGCAACUCGAAAUGAAUCAGGUCACUGAUAUGAAUGGUAUGCAUAAGAUUGUGUUCAAAUCCUGAUGGCACCCAUCAGGGGAAAUCCAAAUGGGUCCAAUUAACAUCAUGUGGGCUAUAAUACUGCCUGGAAGGAGAGUUAAACUAGCCUUACUGCUCACAAAAUACAGGCAGACAAACCUUUACAGUGAAAUAACAUGUAAAUAGUUUGGGUGUAUAUAAUCAAAUAUUUUACAGGUUUAAAUCUUGUACAUAGUC